Andrographis paniculata is the source of this 1505-nucleotide messenger RNA. Its product is annotated as nudix hydrolase 19, chloroplastic. Gene Ontology annotation, molecular function: NADH pyrophosphatase activity; metal ion binding. The transcript has 6 exons. Lineage: Eukaryota; Viridiplantae; Streptophyta; Magnoliopsida; Lamiales; Acanthaceae. Gene Ontology annotation, cellular component: cytosol. Gene Ontology annotation, biological process: NAD+ catabolic process; NADP+ catabolic process. The record is from RefSeq and is a predicted model, not a curated record. Bases 30 to 1313 code for a protein of 427 amino acids.
UCAAUUGGUUCACCUGCCAGAUUCGUAUCAUGCUCUGUUCUUCGUCUCCAAUCGCCGCUUUGUUCUCCAAAACUCUAAUCAAUCCCAAUUCACGCCCAAUCUUCAGUACGAUGAGUCUCCUCACUCACGCUUUCGCGGGUAAUCCCAUAAAAUCACGGACCCCUAAACCCAGCGAGCCUUUCGCGCCACAAACCGCACUCCAAACCCUCAAAUCCCUGCUUUCAAGAAACACUACCCACGAAUCAACAUCUCCCGAUUUCAAGGUUUUGCCUUUCAGAAAGGGGAGACCUUUGGCUGGCUCGACGGCCGGCGGGCCCACGUGGCAUCUUGGGUGGUUGAGUCUGGGGGAGUGCAAAUCAUUUUUCGAGAAAUCCAGAGCGAGCCUGAGCGAGGAUUUAUUGGUUUAUUUGGGAUGUAAAUCUGAUGAGGGUGUUGUGUAUUGGGCUGUGGAUGUGUCUGAGGAGAAUGGAUUGGUGAAUGAAUUGGGGUCUAAGCAAUUGUGCUUUGUGGAGUUGAGAACUCUUAUGGUGGCGACUGAUUGGGCUGAUUCUACAACCAUGGCUGAACUUGCCAUUGCUGGGCAUGCUAGAGCUCUGCUAGAAUGGCAUAAUGUAGCUCGUUUUUGUGGAUAUUGCGGAGAGAAGACAGUCUCUGUGGAAGCUGGGAGACGUAAACAGUGUUCAAAUGAAUCAUGUAAAAGGAGGAUUUAUCCUCGUGUUGAUCCUGUUGUCAUUAUGUUAGUCAUAGAUAAAGAGAAUGACCGUGUAUUAUUAAAUAGGCAGUCGAGAUUUGUUCCACGGAUGUGGAGUUGUCUUGCUGGCUUUAUUGAACCAGGAGAAAGCUUGGAAGAAGCAGUAAGGCGCGAAACAUGGGAGGAAACUGGCAUUGAGGUUGGCGAAGUCGUGUAUCAUAGUUCUCAGCCUUGGCCAGUUGGGCCCAGCAGCAUGCCAUGCCAACUAAUGAUAGGGUUUUUUGCAUAUGCUAAAUCCCUUGAGAUUAAUGUGGACAAGGAAGAACUCGAAGACGCCAAAUGGCACAGCAGAGAAGACGUGGAGAAAGCCCUGACAUUCGCCGAAUACAAAAAGGCACAGGAAACUGCAGCAGCUAAAGUAGAGCAAAUGUGCAGAGGUGUGGAGAAAGGACACAACUUGUCGUCGGAUUUCAAUGUGGAGAGCGGGGAGCUUGCUCCGAUGUUCAUUCCCGGACCUUUCGCAAUUGCCCAUCAUCUCAUCUCUUGUUGGAUCAACCGAGGCAUUCCGAACAGCAGCGAAGUGCAGAACCAAACCACCUCUGUCUCACUUUCAAAUCUUUAGUUCCUAUAGAUUUAGUGUCUGAGUUUAUAACUUCUUUAAUUUGGGAUCAUCAAUUAUAUGAGAGUCUCUUCAUUGUUGUCAAGUGUAAGGCUCAAUGGAAUAAUCGUUUAAACUCUUAUGUACAAGCAAUACUCAUUAUGUGUGUACGUACAGAAUCCAUUGUGUAUUGCAAUCCAUUCUUUUUAAAUUUUA